Messenger RNA from Geodia barretti, 1272 nucleotides. Lineage: Eukaryota; Metazoa; Porifera; Demospongiae; Tetractinellida; Geodiidae. The record is from the annotation of a GenBank genome assembly.
AUGCUAAAGAUAGGCCACGAGGUUGUGCGACCUGGGAGGCAUCGGGGUGAUGAACCUGUAACUAUCCCGGUACCAGAGGAACUAGAGACAGUCCCGGGGAUUCCGCUGAACCAGCGCGAGGUUGACUGGUACGCCAGAGAGUAUCCGCUGGAGACCAUGAACAUCACAGAGAGGGCCUCCCGCGAUUGGGCAAACGCCAUUCGCGACACCCACAUCGAGAUGCGGGAGAUCCGGAAAGAGCAUGACAAGCUGAACCGGCCGUUGGUCAUGGCUGCCCGUCUCACCGGCGACCAGGAUCCCACCGUGGAGCCAACCGGCGGAGACGUUUCCCAGGAUAUCAAGGACAAAGCCAAGGACUUGGGAUUCCUGGAAGUAGGCAUCACCUACUACGAUUACCGCUACACCUACCAGAGCAAGAAAGACUAUGUGAAGUUCCCUCACGUCAUUUGUUUGGCGUACGAGCAGGACUUCGAGCCCACCCAGACGAUCCCCAGCAUCGAUGCUGAGAUCGUGCACUCCAGCACCUACCGGACGGAAGGAGCUGCGGCUUUGGAGUUGGCGGCGUACAUCAACUCCAUCGGCUACCAUGCCCAGAUCCAGAGCCCCACAGACAACACCGGCCCCUACAUUCCCAUGUUCGUAGAAGCUGGCUUGGGACAGUUGGGCGCCUGCGGCUACCUGCUGACUCCGUCAGAGGGUUCCCGCUGCCGCUUGAUCAUGAUCACCACCGACGCCAAUGUUAGCUACGACAAACCCGUGGACUACGGCAUCCACGCAUUCUGCCAGGUAUGCCAGGUCUGCGUGAACCGCUGCCCGGGCCGCGCCCUGAUGCGCGACAAGAUCUGGUGGCGUGGGUUGGAAAAGAAUAAGUUGUACUUCAAGCGCUGCCGUCCCAUAAUGGCCCGUUACUUGGGCUGUGGCAUCUGCAUGAAGGUAUGCCCCAUCCAGAAAUAUGGCUUGAAGAAUGUGAUGGAGCACUACGCCGACACCGGACAGGUGUUGGGCAAGGGCACCCACGACCUGGAAGGGUACACCAUCGAGGGCAAGGGCUACUUCGGCCCCGGUGAACUGCCGGUAUUCGACCGUGGCUUCUUCGACAUGCCUCAGGGUGACACCGAAGGAUGGGCGUUCGAUAACUUCAAGAAGCAGGCCGCCGCCGCCGGUGGCGUCAUCAGCGAUGAGUUGAUGGAGAACUUCAGGCAAGAGGUUGCCCGUGGUUUGAGCCAGAGCCGGGACGACCUUGGCAUGAUGGAAGAGGAAGACUACAUCUAG